Messenger RNA from Nicotiana attenuata, 1544 nucleotides. Its product is annotated as protein TOO MANY MOUTHS-like. NCBI's taxonomy places the organism in Eukaryota, Viridiplantae, Streptophyta, Magnoliopsida, Solanales, Solanaceae. Gene Ontology annotation, molecular function: protein binding. The coding region runs from base 114 to 1487 and encodes 457 amino acids. The record is from RefSeq and is a predicted model, not a curated record. The transcript has a single exon.
AGAAACCAAACCCCAAAACCCCAUACAUACAGAGUCUUUUUCAAAAUGAUUCUGUUCUUAAUAAACCAGAUAUAACUCCUACAACUGAUCAGAUUUUCACAGACCUCAACACAAUGUACUGUUCAUUUUCAUUUUCUUUUCCUCUGCUUCUACUGCUCAUCAUGUCCAUCUUAUUUCUUUCUACUCCUUCUGCCUCCACCAAUCAACAGUCAACAAACAUGGAUCCUCAUGAGCUAGAAACUCUUUUCAAGAUUAUGGAAACUGUUUCCUCUGAUCAAAACUGGAGAAUUUUACAUCCAUAUCCUUGUAAACCAGGUUCAUCUUGGCUUGGUAUUGAGUGCAAAAAUGGUGUUGAUAAUAAAUCCCAUGUUACUAGGCUUGAUUUUGGCACACGUCCUAACCCAACAUGCAAGCCUACAGCCACAUUCCCUAAUCUUAUUUUCCAACUCCCAAAUCUAGAAUCUGUUUUCUUCAUACAGUGCUUCACACACAGUAGGACAAGAAUAUCUGUUUCAAGAAACAGACUUCUCAGCACUUCACUUCAGCAGCUGAGUCUAAGAUCAAACCCUUCACUCAUUGGCUCUAUCCCUUCUCAACUCUCUUCACUAAAGUCACUUCAAGUUCUCACACUGUCACAGAACAGUUUAAUUGGACAAAUUCCAGUACAAAUCUUCAGUAUGAGCUUUCUUGUACAUCUUGAUUUGACCUAUAACAAGCUUACAGGCAACGUUCCAGACCAAAUUGGCAAUCUCCAAAAUCUUGUAGGCCUUGAUUUAAGUUAUAAUAAGUUCAUAGGGCCAAUCCCUGACACAAUUGGCCAACUUGGUAUGCUCCAAAAACUGGACUUAAGCUCCAAUGCAAUUACUGGAAGUAUUCCAGAGAGCAUUGAGAACUUGCCUUCCUUGAGUUUCAUGGCUUUAAGUAACAACAAAUUAAGUGGGAAGUUUCCUAAAGGAUUAUCAAAGCUUCAGAGUUUGCAAUAUUUUCUUAUGGAUGACAAUCCAAUGUUCAUACCAUUACCAGUAGAAUUUGGUCAGUUGAAGAAACUUCAAGAAUUAAGACUUGCUGGCUCUGGUUAUUCAGGCACAAUACCAUCUAGUUAUUCACAGCUCUUGAAUUUAACCACCUUGUCAUUACAGAAUAACAAAUUGAGGGGGGAAAUCCCAGUUGGAUUUUCCAGUCUCUCACAUAUAUAUCACUUGAAUUUGAGCAGGAAUUUUCUGGGAGGUGUGGUUCCUUUUAAUUCUAGUUUCUUGAAAAGGUUAGGCAGGAAUUUGGACCUUAGUGGUAAUCCUGGGUUAUGUUUGAGUCCAUCUGAAGCAGAUGCAGUUUUCAUUGGUGUUGGAGUCUGUGGGAGAAACAACACAAAUAAUUCCAUAACCAUGCCAUUUAAGAAAUCUGAAGCUCCAUCUGGACAUAACAUAUCAUUCUUUCUUGUGGCUGCUUUAGGUAUUGUUGCAUUUCAUUAUCUAUUUUCACUAGUGUAGGCUUGUUGUAUAAUUUUUUAUUCUUUCAAGUAAAAGUUGCCACCCAAAAUUUCUUAU